This is a messenger RNA of Cuscuta epithymum, 1596 nucleotides long. NCBI's taxonomy places the organism in Eukaryota, Viridiplantae, Streptophyta, Magnoliopsida, Solanales, Convolvulaceae. The record is from the annotation of a GenBank genome assembly.
ACCUGUCCCUGGCCGUCCAGCAAGUUUCUACACCCCGAUGACCAUCGCACUACCUUUUGCUAGGUGGGGCAUAGACCUGCUGGGCCCUCUGCCAACGGCUGCUGGUGGAAGGAAGUUCGUCAUCGUGGCGGUUGAUUAUUUCACGAAGUGGGUCGAGGCCGAGCCGUUGGCCUCCAUCACUGAAUUCCAGUGCCAGAAGUUCGUCUGGCAGAACAUCAUUUGCCGCUUCGGAAUCCCAGAGCAGAUCAUCACUGACAACGGCCGGCAGUUCAUCGGCAGAGGCUUUGAGGCAUACUUGGCAAAGUGGGGCAUCAGGCACUCUAAGGCCUCGGUGGCCUACCCACAGGCCAACGGCCAAGUGGAGAACAUGAACCGGACCAUCAUGGGUGGAAUCAAGAAGAAGUUAGAGGACUACGCCUCCACCUGGCCGGAACAGCUGAAUUAUGUCUUGUGGACGUAUAGAACAACGCCCAGAACGGCAACUGGCGAGACCCCUUUCGCCUUAGCUUAUGGUUUCCAAGCUAAGGUACCGACGGAAGUAUUGGUACCUACACACCGCACCAAGCACUUCCAGCCGGAGGACAACGAGACCAACCUGCGAGCGGAGCUCCAUUUCAUUGAGGAACGGAGGGACCUGGCGGCUCGACGCAUGGAAGAGUAUCACAGGGCCACCCAGAGAUACUUCAACAAGGCUGUGAAAUUCCGCGAAAUAGAGGCCGGGGACCUCGUACUCAGGAAAAGAGAAAAGAGCAAGCCGCUCGAAGGCGGCAAAAUGGCGAAGAACUGGGAGGGACCUUACCGGGUCAUCAGAAGAUACAACCAGGGGACGUUCCUCCUCCAUACCCUGGAGGGGAACCAUGCCGGGAUGUGGAACGUUGAACACCUGAAAAAGUUCUAUCAAUAGUUAGAGGCUGAUGUCCUUGUUAUGUUUCCACUCCCAUGUAAAAUGACCGGACGUCGUCAAUAAUAAAGGCCCCCUGUUUUUUCUUUUUUACAUCAUUUCCGUUCUGCCAACGACCGCUAAAGAAGGGAAUCUCGAUGCAGAUACACCUGUUCCUCCUUGUGAUGUCUGCGGAUACCGAACGUCUCCUCGAAGUAGGGACGCCGGUAGGACCAAGGACCAAGGACGAACGAAGCACUAGGGAAUCUCGAUGCAGAUACACCUGUUCCUCCUUGUGAUGUCUGCGGAUACCGAACGUCUCCUCGAAGUAGGGACGCCGGUAGGACCAAGGACCAAGGACGAACGAAGCACUAGGGAAUCUCGAUGCAGAUACACCUGUUCCUCCUUGUGAUGUCUGCGGAUACCGAACGUCUCCUCGAAGUAGGGACGCCGGUAGGACCAAGGACCAAGGACGAACGAAGCACUAGGGAAUCUCGAUGCAGAUACACCUGUUCCUCCUUGUGAUGUCUGCGGAUACCGAACGUCUCCUCGAAGUAGGGACGCCGGUAGGACCAAGGACCAAGAACGAACGAAGAUCACCUCCUUAAAAAAAAAAAAAAAAAAAAAAGAAAAAAAAAAAAAAGAAAAAAAAAAAAAAAUGGGGAGAAGAGGAGAGAAGCUCCUACACGGAAGGGAAUCUUGCCCGGGUGUGCCAG